UCACUUUGUCUCUUUCGAUAUACUGACUGGUCUGCAGUUGUUUGCUGUCUGCACGUGUAAGGGUGUAUCGGUCAGAGCUCCAAAGACAUCUAAAAUUAAGUUAAUUCAAGGUUAAAGUAACUUAGACACUGAUCAGAAGAUCAUGGGCUCUCAAGAUCAUUCACCAGGGAACACAACAGCAAACCCGGACACAGACUACCUCAGCCUACAAAACAGGACAUCUGACGUGACCAGCCCUAUAACAUGGCAACUGAGAAGCAACAUUGGACCCAGGCCAGACUGGUUGUUGUACACUCUCCCUGGUCUUGCUUUUCUAAUAGGAAUUGUUUUGUUUCUUUUGGUCGUCAAAACCCACAAGAGAAGGACAGGUGGAUAUCACCACAGGGGCAUGAAAGGAUGUUCUUCUGUUAAGCAAACAAAAAAUGAUGAUAUGGGACAUACUUAUUUGACCAAAGCUGAUACCCAGUCAUAUGAAAAUGUACUGGCAGCUAUUUAUAGCAACCAGGAGGGAGUGUGUUUCUAUGUACAAGAAGAUGAUGACUAUGUUAUCCCUGAUGGUGAAGAUGAUGCAGCAGAGAUGUUUGCUCAGAAUCCAAAUUCUCUCAAUCUACCAGACACUCUCACAGAAGGAGAAUCUUAUGAGAACAUGGAAGGACUAUAUGCUCAACCUCGCAAAAGACAAAACAAUGGCCUGGAGGAGGAUGAUGAUUACCUGGAUCCUGAUGCAGAGAAACAGCAGUGGCAGGGAAGACUACAUUCACAGGAACAGACUGACACUGAUUCAUAUGAAAACAUGGACCAACAUUUUGCAGUUCAUCAAGAAGACAGUGAUGAUUACAUAAAUCCUGACACAGAUCAGGGGCAUUGUUCCGGACUGAUGAGCUACCCUCAGGACAGCGGGGAUUACUACACUGAAAAUUCCUAUAUGACCACGGAAGACAAUCUUAUGGCACCCAUAGAGGAUUGAGAGUGGGAUUAAAGGUAUUGCAGAGGUCAGCAUUCUAUCCAUGGUGAUGAAUUGAGGGGAGAUCUGUUCCAGUGGAGCCUCAGAAUGAGACAGAAUAAGAAUAACAGUUAUCAACAGAAGGACUCAGAUUUGAAUUGCAUGGUUUACUGCUUAUAAGCAAUUCAGGAGUUGCAUUUAAAAAAAUAAAAAUGUGUGAGAAACAGGAAA
Alosa sapidissima (American shad) is the source of this 1174-nucleotide messenger RNA. RefSeq lists its product as uncharacterized. Bases 143 to 967 code for a protein of 274 amino acids. NCBI's taxonomy places the organism in Eukaryota, Metazoa, Chordata, Actinopteri, Clupeiformes, Clupeidae. The transcript is spliced from 13 exons. The record is from RefSeq and is a predicted model, not a curated record.